AUGUCGAACGACCAAUUCCGUCAGCAGUUCUUAGAGAAUCAGCGCCUCGCUGCACUAUACGUCAGCACGUGGACCGAGAUACAUGUCCCUGAGUCCGAAUCCAUUCUCGAGAUCGGCGCCCCCCGUCCACUCUGCGAAUCGCGCAAAAAAUGGAUUGAUGCUAUCUGUCCUUUGACAGAAGCGCCCGGCUACGAUAGAGCUUGCUGGGCUCGCGUCCAAGAGCGCCCCGAUAUCGUUGUGAUCUGUACAACUUGGGAAAAUCGCGAAUCCCUUGAAGCUUUCAGGAAGUCGCCCGAGUAUGCUAAGUAUUGGGGCGGUCUGUCGACUUUUGGUGAGCCGAAAGAAACGGAGAUUGAAUGCACCAACGGCUUUCUCUCUGCCCUCGACCGGAAGAAGUUUGUGGCCACGGUGCAAGUUUUAUUUCCGUAUCCGAUGAGCGCGGAGAGAAGGGAACAAGUCCGCCAAAUCAACGGCUUGGUUCCGAGGUGGGGCGACCAAGUGAGACCCAGAGGCAUACGCGGAACGAGGCUCCCAUCAGCGCGACCUAUUUCCGUGUGGGCUGCAGGUGCUCAGGCAGGAUAUGGUGAGCCGGUGGAGAAGCUACUCUGGUUCCACUUCUGGAACGGGGACGAGGCGGAGAAGAAGUGGAAAGAAAGUGGCAUGCGGAAUCCCAUAGUUCAGGGCAUCAUGUAUCCGCCGAUUCCUGCAGAGCAAUGGUUCGACGAGCAAAUCAAAGCGUUGGGAGCACUUGAGUGGACGGAAGAGCAUUACGGCGAGUUCUUUGGCGUCCCGAACAGGUUCAAUGGCGAGCCCAGCUUAGGGAGAUUCUUACGCAACGGGAAAUUGCCGGCACAUCUUUUUAGGGAUCGAACUUGA
Molecule: messenger RNA, 876 nt
Organism: Lasiodiplodia theobromae
Lineage: Eukaryota; Fungi; Ascomycota; Dothideomycetes; Botryosphaeriales; Botryosphaeriaceae
Product: Antibiotic biosynthesis monooxygenase
Exons: 2
Coding region: 1-876 (291 amino acids)
Source: RefSeq, a predicted model, not a curated record